Rasamsonia emersonii CBS 393.64 is the source of this 1563-nucleotide messenger RNA. RefSeq lists its product as uncharacterized. The coding region runs from base 1 to 1563 and encodes 520 amino acids. The record is from RefSeq and is a predicted model, not a curated record. NCBI's taxonomy places the organism in Eukaryota, Fungi, Ascomycota, Eurotiomycetes, Eurotiales, Trichocomaceae. The transcript has 2 exons.
AUGGCUCAGAAGAAGAACCCCAAGACUCCUGCCGCCGGAAAAGGCCCCUCGGACAAGAACAAGCAAGCAAAGAAGCCCGGGAACAAAGAAGCGAAACCGGAAACCAAAUCUAAAACGACGACUCCUGCCCCCCCUCAAUUGCUCGUUGCUUCCGUUGCCGCUUUCCUGACCGAGUUUGGCUUCCACAACACCACCCAGGCGUUUGCGAAGGAGCAGAAAGAUGACAGUGGAAAGGCUGCGGUAACCAAGGCAGCGAAAGAGGAAAAUGUCCCGUCCUUGCUCGACAUCUACAAGGCAUGGGAGUCUAAGUCGGGUAGUGCGUCCGCGAAGAGAUCUGUUACGUCGAGCAGCGAGGAAGACAGCGACAGCAGCUCUGCUGAGUCGAGCGAUUCCGAUGUUGAGAUGGAGGAUGCCCCCCAGAAGGUCAAAGGAAAGCGGAGCAGGAGCUCUACGCCCUCGUCGGCUUCUUCCACCAGCUCUGACAGCGAUGCGGAUGAUGAGUCUGGGGAAGACACUAAAGUUCCGGGUCCUAAACCGACUGGUGUGAAGCGGAAGGCCGAGUCUGAACCCGAAGACGAGGCGUCGACAGCGAAGAAAGCGAAAUUAGGUGCCAAGGAAGAUACAAGUGAGUCAGAGUCCUCUUCGUCCGAAUCUUCUGAAUCGUCCGAAUCUUCUGAUUCAGAAGAUUCAGAAGUUUCUUCGGAUUCGGUGUCCUCAAGCUCCGACUCUUUUGACACUGACUCAGGUAAUGAGUCGGAUUCUGAAGAGUCCGAAUCCGAAUCCGAAUCCGAAUCCGAAUCCGAAUCCGAAUCCGAAUCUGAGUCUGAAUCUGAGUCUGAGUCUGAAUCUGAAUCUGAGUCCGAGUCUGAAUCUGAGUCCGAGUCGGAGUCUGAGUCUGAAUCCGAAUCCGAAUCCGAAUCUGAGUCUGAUUCAGAUGCAUCUGAGACGAAAGAAUCAAAAGAAGACCGCAAGGCCCUGAAGUUGGCUGCGAAAACGCCACUUCCGCCGUCUGACAGCGAGUCGAGCGAGUCAAGUGAGUCGAGCGAAUCAAGUGAAUCAAGUGAAUCGAGCGAAUCGAGCGAAUCGAGCGACUCCGACGAGUCUGACGAGUCCGAAGAAUCCGAAGACUCGUCAUCGGAGUCUUCGUCUUCGGAGGAAGAAGACAACAAGAAAGCAGACAGAAAAUCCUCUACCGACACCACCAGUACACUAGCAGGCUCCGACUCGUCAGAGACAAAGAGCAAAGAAGAAAAGGCGGAUUCGGCGGCCCCUUCGACCAAAUCCAACCAGUCAAACGGUACUCCUGCUUCUCAAGACAAGAAGAAGAAGAAGCAGCAUACCGGUGCCCGCCAGACGCCGCUGGCUGAAGCCAGUGCCCGUCCUCACAACCACCCGUCAAACGCCUACGUCCCCUACGCGUACGCCGAGCGCGCUCAUAAGGACCUCUCCGUCACCCGCGGCAAGGAAUUCACCAAGGAGAAGAACAAGAAGAAGCGCGGCUCAUACCGUGGUGGACCGAUUGACAUUGGCCCGUCCAAGCACAGCUACAAAUUCGAGGACUGA